CUGCUAUCAGCUACUUUUUAAAUCUCCCAUGGUGGAUCGCAUGCAUAACACAACGUCAAAACACCACACCCAUGCUACCCAUGACACUAUCCUGCCGGCUGUUUCAUUGAUACGGUUAUCAUUUUGGCGCUGCUACUAACUCCGUUCCUGAAUGAAUAUUCCAACAAAGGCUUAUCACUAUUUUCUGAAUAUUAGCUAACUUACUUACAUCACUUACUGACGGAGUCGCUCAAUCUGAAGUAAACUUGCUCAUUUGAGGAGGAUUCUGAUUUGUAAACUGUUCACAUAAUGUUGGUCUGUAUAUUUAUGGAUCUUCGGCCACCAGUCACAUAUGUAAGCGAAAAUGAGGUGUUGUUCUCUGACUGUCAGCACGGUAUUACACCAACGAUGUACAGCGAGCUAAGGCAUAGGUUACAGCGUAGGCUCUACGUCGACAUGAAGCCUACGCUGUAGCUACGGCGUCGAUUCAGCAGUAGUAUAAAUUCGCAUUAACGCCUCGCUUCCACUUAUGUAACGUUAUGUGACUGGUGCCUGUAGAUCUGUAAAUGUAUAGAUGAUGCCUCUAGUGUCCAACGCAAGGAAGUGUAUUUCCUUAUGGAUGAAUAGAAACCCCAUAGAAAGUACCUGCAGCAAUGGGGAAGAAUAAUUAGUAGUUUAGAAUAUACACUUGGAACAUUACCGGGACAAAAACAGAACUUGCCAGGUACAUGGCGUGUUUUGUGAAAUAUUUAAUCAAAAAGAUGUAUGAAUGGCUGAACGAGUCAUAAUUACAAUCUGACAGUAUAUAAUGUAUAACCAUAUUUUAACAGAGUACUUACUCAAAUUUAAAAUGUUUUAAAACUAGAUAAACGAGUCCUUUUUAAUCAUACAAACUCACUUCACAAUUAACACAGGCGACUGAACUGAAGGAAAUAGCUUGUUAGGUAGUUAGCACCCUAUUAGCUAGCUAGCUAACACGUAGCACACUGUCAUAUCCACCGCAGAAGUUCAAUUUUUUAACCUACUCGCGGCAAUUUCCGGACCGAAAUAUUAAAGAGGAGAGGAGUUUCGCAGGUACAUCGGAUUCCACGGAUAUUCGCAUAGGAAUGAAUGGACUUCCCAGUGUCUCGUCCUGUAAACAUAGGUAGUGGAAACGCAGCGUAUAUACACACAGCUUCCGGCGGUCUCUGACGUUUCUUUACGUACCGUCUGGCGCUCGUGACCAGCUCGAGCGUCGAGUCAACGGCAGCAGACAACAACACAACAACUGCCACGGUAAUGGCAGCAAAUAACAGAAGCUUUUAUUGGCUCUAACAUUGGGAAAUGUCAGUGUUUUGAUCAUGAUAUGGACAGAAAAGUGCGGUUGGAGUGGUUUUAAAACUAUCUUAUCAACGUUUGACUAAUGUUUUUAACCGUUAGCUUAUUUUGUAACAGUGGAGAUAAUAUCAGUGUUUACACCCAGCUUGUAAGAAGGAAACUAUGGAGCAUUGCUGCCGAUAUGGUUUUAAAGUUUAUUUACGGUUUCGAUAGCUUUUUUGAAGGUUUGGCUAGCUAACCUAGCAUUGGUGUUAAUUUCUUACGUACAUUAACUGCGCAUGGAUUCAACGAAGAACAGGAAGGCUAGCUACAACUGCCGUUAUCCACGAGCUUUUCAGAGUCACCGUUAAAGCCAACCAACAGAGGCCGGACUCCCUCCUCCACCCAUGAAUGUAUGACUGCAACUGAAAGUAGUUUGCAAAGAUAAGUGCUAGUAUGGAGGAAAAGAGAAGAGAUGGAGACGGACUGGUACCUGGAGGUGGCUGAGCGCGGUCCACACUGCAGGAAGUAGGGAGACGAAACUGAAUCCCUGCAAGGAGCAAGCAACACCAGUUAGAAAGGACAUAUGCAGGGCUGAGUCUGGAUACCCUGCAGGCAGUAGGAGAGGAAAGGAUGAGUUCCUCAGCUCUGUCUUGGACAAUACCGCCCACUCUCCCUACGAUGAGCUGAUGCAACUAUGGAGCACCUUUAGCCUCCAGCUCAUCCGCCUGAGCCAGUGAGAGGAAAAGUUUGGAAACAUCGGUGCAGGGAAGUUGGCUCGAGAACAGGACCGCAAUACUCCUCCUGGUGUUUGGAAGAAGAUGGGAGCAGGGUUGGAGGGAGAGGCUUCUGCAGAGACCGGUCCGGGAGGAGUAAUGUUCUGCCGGUGCUCACAAUUCCCACCGGUCUAAUCGAGGGAGCUAGACGGCAGUGGGCCUCACAGAACAGAGGACGCAGUGAAGGACACUGGGGUAGACUGUCCAGAUACCCACCCCAGCUGGAUCAUGGGUAACCAGACUGGCAGAGAAAGUCAUGGCACUACAGGUUCUCCUUUAGAUUUCUUCCACACGCCUCCCACCACACCCUCAGAGGCAGAGCUGACUGCCAUGGCCUUAUCCUCUGCAGCUUCCUCCAGUAAGGCACAGACGCCGUCACCAGCCGGCAGCGCCACCCCCUCCACCACCUCUCCACUGGCCGAAUGGACACAGAAACUGUCUGCUCCCUCAGAAUGGGCUGUGAUAAGCGUGGACAGCGUCAGCUCAGAGACAAAAGUGAGCGAUGCAGCAGGGAGGCACGGGAAGGCAGCAGGCAGCCCGGUCAGCCCGGCGUCCCUGCCUGCGUCCAGAGGAUCACCUUCAGAGCAGAGCUGGCAGGAGCGGGACAGUGGACUGGAGCCGCAGGCUGCAGCGGAGAGAGCCGGAGAGGAGAUGACCCUGGUUUUACUCAGUCUGAUGGAGCACUACAGGGCCUCACUGGGCCUGUCACCCAACACUGAUGUCACGACAGGAGCAGUUGAGCUGCUCAGGCGCUUGAUAACAGAGAGAGAUGAGCUGGUGGAGGAGGUGGACACACUGAAGGAGACGCUCAGGACGGAGAGGUCGGAGUGGCAUCAGUUCCAGUGCGACCUGCAAGUUGCGGUGUCUGUGGCCGACAGGCUGCGGGUGGAGUCGGACCAGGCUCUGGGUUUGCUCCAAGAGAGCCACAGGGCCGUGGAGGAGCAGCUGGCCCAGGCCCUUAGCAGACAGCAGGACACGGACAGGGAGCUGGAGAGUCUGAGGGCCGAGCACAGAGACGUCUGCUGCAAACUGACUGAACUCACCCUGCAGCAGCAGCAGGAGCGAGCCGAGCUGGACGCUCUGAGGAGCGCAUGCCGGGUGAAAGACACGACAGGCCGUGAUAAACGGGCAGAGAGACAAGACUCUGAGGAGGGGCAGGGGGAGGAUACACAAAAGGUUAUGGAGGAAAAAGUCAACACAGAAGCUAGAAAUGCUGAAAAACAAGAGGAGGAGAGUGACACAAAUAAAGAGGUGGAUGCUCAAGUUGUAGAUCAUGAUCCUGAGGAGGCGAAUGGAUCAGGGAGCACGCAGCUGAAAGGGAAAGGAGUGGCAGAGGGAUACCUGCGCAGUUUGGCUGCCCUGGAGAAGAAGAAAGAUGGGAGGGAUCCGAGGAGGAUUGUCAUGCUGUCUGAAAGAUCAUGGAGUCUUUCUCGUCUCCCGCUUCCAUCUGACUCCUCCAAGGAAAAUGGCACCUCAAAAAACACAAGCACAACACUGCCGCUGUGUAAGAAAGAAGAGCCGCCGAAACGAAGGAGGUUGGACCGGAUUUUGCAGCGGCAGGACAGCUGGUCCAGCUUUUACACAGGAAAACAAGAUGAGGACCAAAGCUCAGAUUCCAUCAAAUCUCAGGAUGGUUUCAGUGCUCUGCUGAGGCGUCAUGGCGGCUCCAGAAGAAACUCCCUGCUGCGCUGGUCCCAGGGUCGUACCCAAGGUUAUAAGAAUAUUGAGAUCACAAACUUCAGCAGCAGCUGGGAGGACGGCUUGGCGUUCUGCGCCAUUUACCACACAUAUUUACCCACUCACAUCCUGUACGACACCCUCGACCCAGCAGACAAGAAGGAAAAUCUGGACCUUGCUUUUAAGACAGGAGAGAGUGUUGGGAUCACAGCCACACUGACGGUGGAGGAGAUGCUGAAGGCAGACGGGCCGGACUGGCAGAGGGUCCUGGGUUACGUCGAGAGCAUUUUCCGUCACUUUGAGAUGUGAAGUUGUUUCUCUUGUCUCUCUUGCCUGGUCCUUUUCCAUCAUUGUGACUGUGGGACUGAAACACCACCAGAGGGAGCUCUACUCACACUGAACUCUGCAGACGGGAUUUAAAGUGUGUCAGCAAUAUUAGACUUUAUGACAUUAUUUUAUUUAUCAAUACGAUGUCCUUUGCACAGAAACAAGUUGGAUGGAAGAAACUGAACCUUGGACUGUUUUUACUUUGUAUGUACUAUCUAUUCAGAUCCAAACAGCUGCUGGGUGAUGAUGCACAAUACACUGAAAACAGAUUUUAAACCCCUACACGACUUUACUUUCACAUUUGUUACUGGGUGCACUGGUUUUGCACUGUUUGUCUUUUUUAAAAAUAUGAGCACUUUAUGAUUGUUAACUUGCGUUAUAUUUUUAAAAGGAUGGUUUCAGAAUUUGGGCACUUAAAUUAUUUUUUAUCAUGGAGCUCUCCUGCCGUUAUACAGUGUUAUCAUGUCUACAUGCACCCAAACCUAAAAGCCACAAACAGAGGAUGGGAGCAGACAUGAACCCAGAUUUUAUAUACUGGAAUGGUGAUCUAUAAACACUACAGUAUCUGUCGAAGAAAAAAAUGCCUUUGAGGAUAUGUAUACAUGUAAAUGUGUGCGCUUCAGUAUUUUUAAAAACAUGGUAAACAUA
Epinephelus fuscoguttatus (brown-marbled grouper) is the source of this 4703-nucleotide messenger RNA. Its product is annotated as cytospin-A-like. The record is from RefSeq and is a predicted model, not a curated record. Bases 2280 to 4037 code for a protein of 585 amino acids. The transcript has 16 exons. NCBI's taxonomy places the organism in Eukaryota, Metazoa, Chordata, Actinopteri, Perciformes, Serranidae. Gene Ontology annotation, molecular function: protein binding.